Nerophis lumbriciformis (worm pipefish) is the source of this 933-nucleotide messenger RNA. Its product is annotated as olfactory receptor 10J4-like. Gene Ontology annotation, molecular function: odorant binding; G protein-coupled receptor activity; olfactory receptor activity. Gene Ontology annotation, cellular component: membrane. NCBI's taxonomy places the organism in Eukaryota, Metazoa, Chordata, Actinopteri, Syngnathiformes, Syngnathidae. The record is from RefSeq and is a predicted model, not a curated record. Gene Ontology annotation, biological process: detection of chemical stimulus involved in sensory perception of smell; G protein-coupled receptor signaling pathway.
AUGGAUGCUGAAUUCAAUGGAACAUUUAUAACUCUUGGUGGCUUUGUAGAAAUGGACAAAUACAGAUAUCUGUACUUUGUCAUCUUGUUGACAUUAUAUGUUCUCAUCCUCUUCUCUAAUUGCACCAUUAUAUAUCUAAUCUGCAUCCACAGGAACCUUCAUGAGCCUAUGUACAUUUUCAUUGCUGCCUUGUCACUCAACUCUCUUUUGUUUAGCACUGUUCUCUACCCUAAACUUUUAGUUGACGUCUUAUCUCAAAAACAGACGAUUUCUCAUUCUGCUUGUAUGUUUCAAUAUUUUCUUUAUUAUUCUUUCGGCGGUUCGGACUACUUACUGUUGUUAGCCAUGGCUUAUGACAGGUAUGUGUCUAUCUGCAAACCUCUGCAGUAUCCAACUAUCAUGGGGAAAAAAACUGUUAUUGUCCUCUUGAUUUUGGCCUGGUUUCUCCCUGCAUGCCAGUUUGUAAUUACUGUUGUAAUUAACUCCAAACAAAAACUUUGUAGUUUCACAACAGAGGGAAUUUUUUGUAACAAUCGAAUAUACAAGCUUCACUGUGUAACAUCACUAUUUCUUACAAUUUAUGGUUUGUUUAUCAUGAUGAUUGCUGUUGUUGUUCCUGUGAUUUUCAUCCUUUUUACAUACAUAAAGAUAUUUAUAAUAACGUAUUACAGUUGUGCAGAAGUCAGGAAAAAAGCUGCACAGACAUGUUUACCUCACCUGAUGGUUUUAUUCGGCAUAUUUGGUUUGUGUCUGUUUGACGUCAUCUUAGCUCGAGUGGAGUCAUACUUUCAAAAAACUGAGCGUUUAAUAAUGACUUUACAAAUACUUGUGUAUAAUCCUCUCUUCAAUCCAAUCAUAUAUGGAGUGAAAAUGAAGGAAAUCUCUAAACACAUCAAGAGAUUGUUUUGUCAACUGGUGAACAAAAGAAUAUGA